This is a messenger RNA of Phragmites australis (common reed), 3982 nucleotides long. Its product is annotated as cellulose synthase A catalytic subunit 5 [UDP-forming]-like. The record is from RefSeq and is a predicted model, not a curated record. Gene Ontology annotation, molecular function: cellulose synthase (UDP-forming) activity. The transcript has 14 exons. The coding region runs from base 533 to 3739 and encodes 1068 amino acids. Lineage: Eukaryota; Viridiplantae; Streptophyta; Magnoliopsida; Poales; Poaceae. Gene Ontology annotation, biological process: cellulose biosynthetic process; plant-type primary cell wall biogenesis. Gene Ontology annotation, cellular component: plasma membrane; trans-Golgi network.
UAGAGCGUCCUUCGGCGCCGAUACGUUGGCCAUGGCCCAGGGUAGUAGAGGUUGAGGGCGGUCCACGGCUAAGCUCGGGGAGCCGCCAUGGGUGCCGCGUUGGUGGAAAAAUUCUGGUUGCGGGAGUGAUCAGGGAGUAUGCACCUUCAGUUACCAGGAGAGCGCGAGGAGCCGAAACCGAAGAGGAGGAAGAAGAACAGCCGCGCGAUGGAGGCGCGGAAGGACGCGGGGGAGACGGGUUUAGGUGGUGCCGAAGGACGCGGAGGUCGUUGUAGAGAGAGAGAGAGAGAGAGAGAGAAUCUCGCGGGAGUGUUUGGGUGAAUUGGGUUCGGGAGGUGCGGAUUUGCGGCCGCUGCGAAUAUUGAAGAAGCAGUGGAAGGAGAGGUGGAGUUCUACCUGUGAUGCGCGUGCGGCGGCGCGGGUUCCUCGGGGGAGGGGUUCCAAUUUGGGGUCGGCGCGAAGAGGGGCGGGAGCCUGGUUAGUUGGGCGGUGGACCGUGGCGUAGAGGCGGAGGCGGGCGCGCGUCGGCCGGAUGGACGCGGGAGGGCUCGGGUUCCUCGUCGCGGGCUCCCGGCGCGAGUUCGUCGUCCUCAACAUCGACGAUUUCGCCAAGCAAGAGUCUUCCCAAUGCUGUCCAGAUUAUAUUUGUCAGAUAUGUGGGGAUGAUAUUGAUAUACUACAAGAAGAAAAUGAGUUUUUCGUCGCAUGCAACGAGUGUGCUUUCCCUGUUUGCCGCACUUGUUAUGAGUAUGAGCGUCAGGAGGGCACGCAAGCAUGCCCUCGAUGCAAGACCCGGUACAAGCGCCACAAAGGCAGCCCUCGAGUCCAUGGGGAUGAGGAAGAAGAAGGUUCUGAUGACAUUGAGAGUGAGUUUGCUUUCAGUAGUGCAGCUGGAAGAUCGAAUAUAGUGCACCCGUACCGUGUCUCUGUUGCAGAAAGCUCCAUGAACUCAUGGGACAUCGACAGUGUCAGUAUUACAAAUAGUGGAGCAAGUAUCCAUUUCUAUGAAGAGCAUGUAGGAACUCCAACCAAUCAUCAUGCUCUUGUUGUGCACCCUAACACUGGAGAAAUCAUGCGAUAUGAUCCUUCACAAGCAAGACCAAUAAAUCCCAAUAGAGACCUAGCAUUGUAUGGCUAUGGAUCUGUUGCCUGGAAGAACAGAGUUGAGUGGAAAAGAAAGCAUCAACAGAAAAUGCAAAAAGUUUCAUCUGAUGGUGAAGGAUCUGACCAAAAUGAUUUUGACAGUGAUUGCGAUAUUCCCAGGUGCGCUGAAACCAAGCAACAACUCUCAAGGAAGUUACCUAUUCCUUCUAGCAAAAUAAACCCUUACAGGAUUGUAAUCAUUCUGCGGCUGGCCAUUCUUGCCUUAUUUUUCCACUAUCGGUUUCUGAAUCCUGUUCAGGAUGCUUAUUGGUUAUGGUUGACUUCAGUUAUUUGUGAAAUUUGGUUUGCUUUUUCUUGGAUUUUGGACCAAUUUCCCAAGUGGUACCCAAUAAAGAGAGAAACAUACUUGGAUCGAUUAUCACUAAGGUACGAGAAGGAAGGAAAACCAUCAGAACUGGCUCCAAUUGAUAUAUUUGUCAGUACAGUUGAUCCAAUGAAGGAGCCUCCUUUAAUUACUGCAAACACUGUUUUGUCCAUACUGGCGGUGGACUAUCCUGUUGAUAAAGUUUCUUGCUAUGUGUCGGAUGAUGGUGCUGCAAUGCUUACUUUCGAAGCACUUACAGAAACAUGUCUAUUUGCACGAAAGUGGGUCCCCUUCUGUAAGAAGUACAAAAUCGAGCCUCGGGCUCCUGAAUGGUAUUUUUCUCAGAAAAUUGACUAUCUAAGAGAAAAAGUUCCUCCAGAGUUUGUCCGAGAACGUCGGGCAAUGAAGAGAGAAUAUGAAGAAUUUAAGGUUCGUAUAAACGCAGUAGUUGCUAAUUCACAUAAAGUUCCCGAGGGAGGAUGGUCCCUUCCAGAAGGAGCUCCAUGGCAUGGAAAUAAUGUUCGAGACCAUGCCGGAAUGGUCCAGGUCAUCACCGACCAUGAUUGUGUUAUCGAUGAUGCUGGAAAUAGGUUGCCUUGGUUGGUCUAUGUUUCACGAGAGAAAAGACCAGGAUAUGACCACCAUAAAAAAGCCGGUGCCUUGAAUGCAUUGCUGCGAACAUCAGCAAUUCUCUCAAAUGCACCUUUUAUCCUGAAUGUGGAUUGCGACCACUACAUGAACAAUAGCAAAGCUCUAAGGGAGGCAAUGUGCUUUCUGAUGGACCCAAGUUUGGGAGAGAGCAUUUGUUAUGUUCAAUUUCCACAGAGAUUUGAUGGGAUCGAUCAACAUGAUAGAUAUUCAAACCACAAUGUUGUGUUUUUUGAUAUUAACAUGAAAGGUCUUGAUGGGAUCCAAGGACCAAUAUAUGUCGGUACUGGUUGUGUUUUCAGAAGACAUGCUCUGUAUGGAUAUGAUGCCCCAACUGUGACAAAACCUCCUAGCAAGACAUGCAACUGCUGGCCUAAGUCAUGCUGCUUCUGUUGUGGAUCGAAAAGAAAUUUUUUGAAAGCUAAGAAAAGGCAAGAAACCCAAAAGAAAGUGAAAUGCAGGGAUGCAUCUAAGCAAAUACAUGCUUUGGAAGUGGCAGGCAGAGAAACUGCACAUCUGCUGCCCCAAGAAAAGUUUGAGAAGAGAUUUGGGCAGUCACAUGCAUUUCUGGCUUCAACAUUACAAGAGAAUGGUGAAAGUUGUUGUUUUGACAUGCUCAAAAGUCUUGAUGAUUGCAUCCAUGUGCUAAGUUGCGGGUAUGAGAAUAAGACACAAUGGGGGAAAGAGGUUGGUUGGAUUUAUGGAUCUGUCACUGAGGAUAUCCUCACAGGCUUCAAGAUGCACUGCCAUGGAUGGCGAUCUGUUUACUGCAUGCCCAAGAGGGCAGCAUUCAAGGGAUCUGCUCCUAUCAAUCUUACAGACCGUCUUCAUCAAGUUCUAAGAUGGGCACUUGGCUCCGUGGAGAUCUUUCUUAGCAAGCACUGCCCUAUAUGGUAUGGGUAUCAAUGUGGUCUGAAACCAUUGGAGAGAUUGUCAUACAUCAACUCUGUCAUCUACCCAUGGACUUCUAUUCCGUUGCUAGUUUAUUGUGCUUUGCCAGCAUUUUGCCUCUUAUCAGGGAAGUUUAUUGUGCCUGAGAUGAAUAUCUAUGCGAGCAUAUUGUUCAUAGCUCUAUUUGUCUCCAUAGCUGCUACCAGCAUCCUUGAGAUGCAAUGGGGAGGAGUUGGCAUCGAUGAUUGGUGGAGAAAUGAACAGUUUUGGGUUAUCGGCGGUGUCUCGUCACAUCUCUUUGCGCUGUUCCAAGGGCUUCUUAAGGUUCUUGGUGGUGUGAACACCAAGUUCACCGUCACCCUGAAGAGAGGUGACGACAAAGGGUUCUCAGAGCUGUAUUUGUUCAAGUGGACCUCACUACUGAUCCCUCCAACGACAUUGCUUAUAAUCAACGUCAUUGGAGUCUUGGCUGGUGUAUCCGAUGCAAUCACGGCCGGCUACGAAUCCUGGGGUCCUCUGCUCGGCAAGCUGUUCUUCUCCUUCUGGGUUAUCCUCCAUCUCUACCCGUUCGUCAAGGGGGUGAUGUGCAAGCAGGACAGAGUGCCGACCAUUGUUGUUGUAUUGUCAGUGCUACUCACGGCCAUAUUCUCUCUUUUGUGGGUCCGUGUAAAUCCGUUCGCUGCCAAGUUUGAUGGCCCUGUUCUAGAGGUUUGUGGUUUGGAAUGUGAGUGAGAACAUAGGAGAAGAUGCAUUUUAGUUCAGGGUUUCUUCGGCAGUGUUAGAGCAGUGGAAGCGUUUCAUUAUUCCCUUAAAUGUUAUUCUUUUGCCUAUUCAUUGGAGAUUGCUGAUUACCAUAGGUUUGAGUGAAGUAACCUUUUAGGAAGAUAUAUGUUUAUAAAAAGAGGACACGACAAAAGAGAAGGUAGUACUGUUGUUGUAGAUACUGACAGACACAAUAGACUGACAUUUGGUUUA